GUUCCUUAUUAGAUUCAUACAUUAUGUAUUAAAAUGGUUAUGUAAUCUGCAUCAAUUUGGGGUUGAUCUACCAUGACUAAGGUUUGUUUGGCAUUUUAUUUCAUUUUCUCACUAGAGUUUAUUUCUCCAGCAACCAACUCCCAAAUAUUUUUUAGUUCUUCAAAAUACGAACAUCACAAGAAUACCAAGAAUUACACAUACGUACUCAAAGUUCUUGGUGUUCUAGGCAUUGUGGCCAUGCUUACUCUUAAACUGUUAAGGCAAGCCUAAAAGGUUAAGUUGUUUUACCUGAUUCGCUCAUCCCGGUUGCAGACCCCCCUUGUUCAUCCAAGAUUCCGUUCCCAUAAUUAUUUUUCUCUCGGCAUACAAUCCAUACAAUCCAUACAAUCUCCACGAUGGUCUGGGCUUUCUCUUGGCCAAGCUCCAAGACUGGUUAAUCCACGACCCUCCCUCUCUUGUCGCCUCCUGAAUCCCAAACUAAACCAUGGCCUUCUCAUUUUCUCUCUAUCUCUGCCUAAUGUAGUCAGGUCGAUGAAGUGGUAAUUGUCUUGUCCUUUUUACCUUUUUCGCGUUCUUUCGUUGACGUCGAGUUCCCACUAUCAUUCAAGUCCCAAAUCCAUCUCACGUCUACCAAUAAUAAAUCAUAAUCGAUAUACUUACAACAUUCAUCCCUAAUCGGAUGAGACGUUCAUUACUUACGUACUAGCUUAAUUCAUCUAUGUCCGGAUUUUCUAUUCUUUUCUCGCCUCUCUCUUCCUGGUGAUCAAACAUUCAAUUCGCUCAUUUUUACCACCCAUUCUCACGAUCCGACGCAUUUCGCAAACCAUGGUGAAGUUCUCGACACCGCUAUUAGCGGUCCUUGGCCUAGCUGCCGAUAGAGCAUAUGCAGCUCUCGAUGUAGAUCUCGAUGAUCCAG
This is a messenger RNA of Hypoxylon trugodes, 916 nucleotides long. RefSeq lists its product as uncharacterized. Bases 73 to 270 code for a protein of 65 amino acids. Lineage: Eukaryota; Fungi; Ascomycota; Sordariomycetes; Xylariales; Hypoxylaceae. The record is from RefSeq and is a predicted model, not a curated record. The transcript has a single exon.